This is a messenger RNA of Podarcis raffonei (Aeolian wall lizard), 4399 nucleotides long. It is a transcript of the gene RMDN3, whose product is annotated as regulator of microtubule dynamics 3. Bases 317 to 1726 code for a protein of 469 amino acids. The record is from RefSeq and is a predicted model, not a curated record. Gene Ontology annotation, cellular component: cytoplasm; spindle microtubule; mitotic spindle pole. NCBI's taxonomy places the organism in Eukaryota, Metazoa, Chordata, Lepidosauria, Squamata, Lacertidae. The transcript is spliced from 13 exons. Gene Ontology annotation, molecular function: microtubule binding.
GGGUGCGGGUGGGGAAGGGGCGUGUGCCUCAGUUCUGCGGCUCACCAAUUCCCGCUAUCUCUGAGCACACCCAGUGGGUGGCGACCCCUACAUGCUCCUUCUUUCAGUAACGUUUGUGGUUUAAGAACCGCAGUGUCAUCGCGGGGUCAGAGGCUUGGCCCAAUUCUCAAAUCGCCUGAGCUGGGUAGACAAGAGUUUAAAACCUGUUUGGUGGUUUUGGACCCCUAAGGCUCAGCAUUUCUUAUCUCGAAACACAUCAUGUAGAUGGUGCUGACAAACCAUAUUAAGGGGAAACUGGUAUAUUUACAUAUGCAUCAUGUCCAAAAUGGUGGUCUUCCGUGUGGGACUUGGUGUGGUCCUGGGAGCAGCUGCAGGGAUAGGUCUCUUCUACUACUUCUACAAACAAAAGAGAAAAAAGCCCCAACAAAGAUCCAAAUCACCAAACGUACAGAGUCAACAUAAUGCUCUGGACCCUAAAGAACACACACAAAUUCUACAGCCUUAUAAUCAGGUUCCACGGAUGAGACAAGCACCAGUGGAAGGUGGUGAUAGCAUCCCAUAUACAGCACAUCUAACACAAGAAGAACAGGCUGAAGUGCUGAACCGUCUGGACUUUGUGCUCAAAAGCCUUAUAGAACUGCGACAUGAAGUGGAAGAGUUGCGGAAUAGCCUGCGGGGUUUAGCAGGAGAGAUUGUUGGAGAAGUCAGAACCCAACUAGAAGAAAGCCAGAAGGUUAUUCGGCGGAGGCGUACUGUAUAUCCCAGAGAAAGGAGUGAUUCCACAGGUUCCAGCUCUAUAUAUUUCACAGCCAGCUCUGGAGCUGCCUACACUACUGAUGGUGAAAGUGAGGGAGGCUAUACUACAGCCAACGCAGAGUCUGAUUAUGAUCGCGAGUCUGAUAAAGAGAGUGAGGAAGGAGAAGAUGAAAGAAGUUGUGAGACUGUGAGAACGGGAAGGAGGGAUUCCUUAGACCUUGUCAAUGAGGAUGAAACACUGACUUUGGACCCUGCUACAGACGAAGCACUUCGUCAGUUGCUCCAGCAAGCAGAUCGCUUGCACAGUGGGAGCGAACAGGAGAAGAGAGAAGGAUUCCAACAGCUGCUUAACAAUAAACUAGUGUAUGGUGACAAGCAGGAUUUCCUUUGGCGCCUGGCCCGAGGUUAUAGUGAUAUGUAUGAAAUCACGGAGGAUGCAGAUGAGAAAUUAUCUUAUGCGUCUGAUGGAAAGGAUGAGGCAGAAACAGCUUUGCAGAUGGGAGAUCAAAGUGCUGAGUGUCACCAGUGGUAUGCCAUUUUAUGUGGCCAGGCUUCAGAACACGAAAGUAUACAAAAACGCAUACAAGCAGGGCACACUUUUAAGAAACAUGUAGACAAAGCAAUUGCUCUGAAACCAGAUGACCCUAAAUCUUACUAUCUCCUGGGCCGGUGGUGUUACCAGGUCUCUCAUCUGGGAUGGUUGGAAAGGAAAACUGCUGCUGCCUUGUAUGAAGAACCCCCCACAGCCACUGUUCAGGAUGCACUGCAGAAUUUCUUAAAGGCCGAAGACCUGAGUGCUGGUUUUUCAAAAGUGGGAAGAAUAUACAUUGCCAAGUGCUACAAGGAACUAGGAGAUAACUCGGCAGCUGCUCACUGGCUGAGUUUGGCUUCAGAGUUGCCAGUCAUCACAAAAGAGGACGCUGAAAGCAGUAGAGAGAUGGAAGAGAUUGAAGCAAAUUCAGAAGGCUAAGCAAGUUGAAAGAUCUGUCUGCAUAAUAGUUGUGCAAAUGCAGUGAAAGUUCCAGUCUGAAAGGUUUCACAGUCAUUAUUAUCCUCGCUGGGCUUCAUGAACAUGCCGCAGAAUGAAAAUGAAAAAUCAAACUGUAGUUUCAGCAGUCCUUUUUCAAAGAAUUAGGCUGGCAUGAUAGUCAAAGAAAAGUGAUUCAGCUCAUAUCCCUUGAUUGCUAAAUCAGUAUGCUCAAGUGUCCUCAAAACAGAAGUUACCAAGUUGGUUAUUUUUUCAUGCUUGUGUUUUGCAUAUUCACCAGCCAAACAUUUCCAAGACACAUUAAUUGCACACUUCCUUAAUUGUGAUGUGAUCAACAUGGCACUUUGUGUGUUAAUCCUGUUUUCGUAAUGCAUUAGAAAUUAAUCAGUAAAAAGAAGGCCUAUAUUAGAUGUGAUGGCAGAAUUAGGCACAAGAUCUCCCAUGGUUUUUAGAUUAAAGGAGACCUGGGGAGGGUUUUUAAAAGGUUUCUCAUUUAAAAACAGUUUCCCAUUUAGAAUCUCCCCAGCUAUAUGUUAGGUAUAUACCCAAUACCUUUAUGUUUUCCAGUUUAUUUGCCAUAAGACAAAUAGCUUGAACUGGGUGGGUGGGUGGAGUAAAUUUGGGAAUAAGGUUUAUGGGAAAGCUUUAAUUGUCCCCUUUUCUAAUACCCCACACUUGUAGUGAUCAGCAGGGCAAGGUGGCAUUGCUUACCUGGCUUCCCAGCAUAGAGGUUGCUGCUGGUAAAUAGGAAGGGGAGGAGCAAGGCAACGGGGAGGUUGGUGCUGCGCAGGUACAAUAGCAGGACCAAUCCAAUAUUCCCAAUGCUGCAUCUGCAUCAAUCCAUGUCACUUGGUCCCUUUCCUUCUCUGCUACUGGCAGUGACUUCACAUUAGGAAGCCAGGUAAGCAAUACUGCUCUACUGGCCCACAGCCUCAGCCUAAACCCAAUUACUGCUUUGAUCUAAAUGGAAAAAGGCAACAGAUCUUGUUUUCUGGAUUCCCCUGUGUUGCAUCUAGUUUGAACUGGGUGUAUAAGGUAGAAUUAUAGAUCACGGCUUCCUCUGGCAAAGUGAUUAAUGCUUAAUCUGUGGACACAUGACACUCUGUUCACUGCACAUGAUAAAUAUUGUUGACGUGGCCAUUUUUACUCAAGGCAGCGUAGUACUGUCACUUUCCAUUGCCUCCAUUGUUAAUAUCCAGGUGGGGAUUGAUAGGAGAACAUUGGGUGCCAAUACAAUAUUCCACGAGCUAGACUUCUGUUUGAGCCCUUACAAAUAACUCUGAAAAUAUUUAUUGUGUCCAACACAUGCACCUUAUAAGCUAUAUGCAUAUUCAACUAGCUGCUUGUGGACUUUGUGUUCCUUUUGGAGUACUCCACUUCUUCUGCACAGUACGCUAUAACUGGCACUGCCAUUCAUUAAAGCCACGAGGAGCACCCAGCAGAAAAACUUAGAAAAACCUUAAUGUUGGGGGACCAAAUAAUUUGCCUUCAGUUUCUGGAGGUGUUUGAAAGAACUAACAUCACUGCUGCAAAGGGCAAUUAAAAUCUGUUUUAAGUUUAAGGAAUGAAAACAAAAGAGUUUUCUUCAUCUGCUGGCCUUUAACAGUAUAUUCCAAGAUAUAUUUUUAAAAUUAUCUUUCAUUCCUUCUCUUCAGCCAUGAGCAUUACCUGCCUACUGUAGAAUACAGUAUAGGGGGAAAUUCUUGGUUCUGAAAGAGAACCAAGCUCUAUUUUCCAGAGCUGUCACUGAGUUGUACAGAAUAUGCAAUGCCUAAGAGGUGGAAUUAAAUUACCAGUUAGUUUCAGCCUGUUGUAAACCAAACAAUCUUACUACUUCCAGAGCGCAGAAUAAUUCUGUUUUCUGUGUGUUGUAAUUUUUGCCAGGAAUUCAAGUGGGAUUUCUCAGUCCCCUUGAAACCUAAUUUACAGCUCACUUUAGCUGGAUAAUUAAUGAUUUUUAUGGAAUACACGCUGCUGUGUUUAACAUUUCUAGAAAACACAAUUAGAAUAUUUUAUAUAAAAAUCAUCUAAUCUAGUCACCCAAAUAUGUAUAUAACAUUACACUAGAAUUUCUUUUUAACAUUACAACAAAUCAAGUUGGAAGACAAGAAAUAUUUCUGUCCAAAGAUUUUCCUUGUGCGCAUUUUCCUGUUUCUUAAUUCAUAUUUAUAUCUAAAAACAUUAGAUAGGCUUCACCCUAGUCCUAUAAACGUUCAGAGAAGCAAGUACUUUUAUAGCCCUAUUUUUACUGUGCUCACAAGGAAAUGCAACUCGGUUAAGAUUGCAAAAUCAGAAAUGUGGGUUGUAUUCAAGUUAAGUUGUACUCAGAGUAGACCCACUGAAAUAAAUUAACCUACAUUAGUCAUGUGCAUUAACUUCAGUGGCUGAACUCUGAGUAAGAGAAGUAUUGCAUACUUCCCUUUGAGUAGGUGGCAGUGUUAUGUAUUCUUGUGACCAUGUGGUUUGGAUGAGAACAUACUGCCAACUACUAAAUCACUAGGGUAGUUCCUUGCAUGUUCAAACUGACUGGCCAUAAAAUGUUCAGUGAAGGGUUCCUCAAGUUAAUUCAACAUAGUGAAAGUUUCCCGAUAUUUAAAGGUUUGUAUAAAUGCCUGAAAUAAUACUUGUUUUAAAUACAUUAAGUCCUUGGAUCAA